This is a messenger RNA of Emiliania huxleyi CCMP1516, 1182 nucleotides long. RefSeq lists its product as hypothetical. Lineage: Eukaryota; Haptophyta; Isochrysidales; Noelaerhabdaceae. The record is from RefSeq and is a predicted model, not a curated record. The transcript has 4 exons. The coding region runs from base 60 to 1121 and encodes 353 amino acids.
CUUUUGGAGUGCAGUCGGUGCGACCGAUUUUCCGGCACUCCAAAGCCGUCCGCCUGCGAAUGGUGGCGGUCGGCGACCCACAGCAGGCAGCAAUCCUGCUCGAGCGGCUCCGUUCAUUCGAGGCCGAGGCGCAGGCAGCACUCGGUCCUGCACAGCGGCUUCUUGGCAUCCCUCCGCUCCUCGCGCUCCUUGCCGGGCUCGUCCUCAAGCCCAGCCAAAAAGUGGCGCCGACGCUGGAGGAGCAGAAUGCGUUUGCCCGCCUGCAGCUCGCGCUCAAGGCGGCGGGAGGCGGCGCCGGCGAGUGCGGUGGCGGCCUGUUGCGGCUAACGCCUGCCCUUUCGCCCUCGCCGGAGAUGGCGGCGCUUGCUGCGGCAGUGCUGGGCGCGGACGCGGGACGUGCCAGCCUCGAGGAGCUGAUGCUGGCCCCUUCGGUCGACGCGACCGAGAGCGACCUGCAGGGCGAGGGGUGGACCGCCGCGGGCAAGGGGCGCAGGCGCGCCAGCGGUGGCUACAGCAGUGGCGGUGAUGCCGGCUGCGGGGCGGAGGGCGGCGGCGGCGGCGGCGGCGGCGGCGGCGGCGGCGGCGGCAGCGGAUGGGGCGUCCGGGGCAGUGGUGGCCCAAGUGGCGACAGACGCAGCGGCGACGCCUCCGCCACCACUGCCGCCGGACAACCAGACAACCAGGCGGAGGAAGAGGCGGAGCAGGAGGCGGCGGCGGAGGUGGUGGAGCCAGGACGGGAUCCCCCGGCGGCUGCGGCCGAGCCUGCCGUCGCUGAGGCUGUCGGGGAGAGGGAGGGUGCGGUCGAGGGGCGGAGCCACGCCGAGCUGUGCGCCGAGGUGAGCUGGCUGCGCGCCGUUCUCGAGGAGGAGCGCACCGCGCACCGCCGCGCGAUGGCGGCGCAGCGCGACGAGCACGAGGAGGCCCUCGAGAAGGCGCGCGGAAGAAUCCAGGCUCUGCGGCUGCGUGUCUACAUUCUUGAGGCGGCCGCCGACCCCGAGAGAGAGGCGGAGGCGGAGCAGGAGGACUCGCCGCCCGGCGAGUAUGGGCCAGCAGGUCGCCUCGGUUUGGUUGCGGUUGGGCGGGCUGGCGCUGGGCGACUCGGCGGGGGCGCCGCGGAAUAGGUGACGUACGUUAGGGGGGAGGCAUCCUCUAGCCUUUGUACCAACUCCUCGCAAGUCUCGC